AUGUUAACAACUAUUCAUUUGAAAAUAAACAAAUAAAUACUAGAGUUUAGAUUGUUUUAAGGAGAUAAUUUAUGGAAAAAAGUGUAAUAAUUUUGUAAGGAAAAUGAUUUACAAAAGUACGAUGACUAAAUUUUUAAUCUAAUUUACAAUGAAUUUGUGAGAACAGAGAAUUUUGAAAAUAGACCUUAAUCAUCAUUUAAAGCUAUCAUCCCCUCAACCUAACUUCAUAAUUAAUAAGAUUAAAAAGUUAAGAUUUUAUAAUAAAAAUAAAACAGAAGUAUCAGCCCUUCUACCAAAGUUCUUAAUCCUAAAUAAUAACCUAACUAAAAGUCACUAAAAACUAAAUUUGUUAAUUAAUAAAUAAAUUAAGUUGAAAACAAAUUAUUUAUUCAAGAUUAUUAAAUUCCUCAAGAUCAAAAUGUGAUGCAUUAUCAGAAUGAACAUUUUUAUUUUGUAGAAGCAUUUUAAUAGCAACACAAUACAGGAAAAAAAAUUUUAAUAAACAAUAUUGCAAAACUUGAUAAUUUGAUUAAAUUGGUAUACAAAUAAAUUGAAAACAUUUCAAUAGAAAAUUCUAUUUAUCCAAUUUGCGUCUAAUUAUAUUCUCGCUUAUUGAGCACAUAAGAAAAUCGGAAGACAUUAAAAUUAAAUAUGAUUAACUAUAAUCUUUUAGAAGAUAAAGAAAUUUAUGUCUUGGAGUAAAUUGUCCAAAAAUAUUCUUUAUCUUUGGUUAUUGAGAUGAGCAAGUCCUAAUUUUUAAUUCUAAUGAUUGGUUUGAUUAUUUCAGAUGAUGAUUAAAAAACAACAGAUGGAACAAAAGUAAAAGAAUUUAUAAACUUUAACCCUUCUUUAACUCCACAUUAUUAACUUUAUUGCUGA
This is a messenger RNA of Paramecium sonneborni, 879 nucleotides long. NCBI's taxonomy places the organism in Eukaryota, Ciliophora, Oligohymenophorea, Peniculida, Parameciidae. The record is from the annotation of a GenBank genome assembly.